Molecule: messenger RNA, 876 nt
Organism: Ornithodoros turicata
Lineage: Eukaryota; Metazoa; Arthropoda; Arachnida; Ixodida; Argasidae
Product: protein unc-13 homolog C-like
Exons: 1
Coding region: 1-876 (291 amino acids)
Biological process (GO): retrotransposition
Cellular component (GO): ribonucleoprotein complex
Molecular function (GO): single-stranded RNA binding
Source: RefSeq, a predicted model, not a curated record
AUGCCGUGCACCCUCUCAUUGUGUUCGUUGGUCAAAGAAUGUACUGAUAUUGUACGAUCUUUAUUGAUCAUGGCUGGCGACGUAGAGUCAAAUCCAGGCCCGACGACUGAGGAAAUGAUGAAAGAAGUCUUGAGCAAUCAGAAACGUGACUCCAAGCUAAUGAACGAAAUACGUUGUGACCAAAAGAAAAUAAGAAAGGAGAUUUCCAGGAAUUCAAAUCAACUUGCGGAGCUGACGGAACGCGUAAAGAGAGUUGAAAGCCUCGGCGAUGAAUUGAUACAAUCUAAUCACAAAGUUGCUGAACUUCAGCAAAGUGUAGCGCAGCUUCUUACUCGAGUUGAUGACCUUGAAAAUAGAUCCAGGCGAAAUAAUUUAGUUAUUUACGGUUUGCAAGAAUCUGAAGCGGAAUCCAGCUCCUCUCUUCUUAAUACAGUUCAAAAUGAACUGUUGUCUUCUAAGUUGGGCGUGGAGGUUUCUAGUAUCGAAAGGAUUCACAGACUAGGAAGGAUGGUUGCGGGGAAAGUCCGUCCAGUAAUCGUCAGGUUCUAUGACUAUCGAGAAAGGAACCUGGUUUUGAAAAAUUGCCACAAACUAAAGGGAACAAAGAUUGUGAUUUUGGAAGACUUCUCUCAGCAUGUACGUUCCGUUCGGAAGAAGUUGUGGGCAUCUUGCCUCGGUGAGCGACUGAGAGGGGAUAAAGCUCGUUUGUUUUACGAUAAACUGGAAAUUAACGGCAAGCGUUACUUUUGGAACUGUGACGCAGAAUCUAGACAGGAGAUGGAACCUAUUGCUAAUGCGUCUGCUUAUCGCCCUGCAACGAGGUCAGUCACAAGAGCUAAUACAUUGUUGUCCAUGGGACAAGAUAGUUCAGUGUAG